CGCCGCCAUGCCGACCCUAUCAGCGAGCGGAAUCAUUUCUACACCAAUCUGCCUGACACUGGAGUUGACUGGGGCACUGUGAGGGUCGGAGACGCCGUCGCUGCGGACACAGCGGCGCUAUGUUUUCCUGCGUGUUCGUGUUUCGUAUCGCCGUUGCACAGGGACACUUGUGUUGCUAGCUACGCUAGCGUUAGCUUGAGUCGAGUCGUGGGGUAGUGACAGUCCGGCCGGAGGCGGGGAGUCGAAACAAACUGAGAGAUCCAGAAAACUUCCAAAUCCGUAUCACUUGGAAACCAUAAGAGAUGUCUGCUCAUGAAGAUAAAGUAAAAACUGGCAGUCCCCAGGCCAGCUCUGCUUCAUUCCUGCAGCUCCCAGAUUGUACUGGAGGUUACAGUAAUAUAUCUGUAAUGGUGGAGGGUACCAGAGACCCACCUGACCCACCCGACUGUGCUGCUGCAUGUCCUGUCCCAGGCACCGCAGCCUCACCUAAACACACCAGCACGACUGACACGUUUUCUCACUCGGAUAAUGCUGGAGAAAGAGCCAGGGGGAACGAGAAUAACAUCAAUCGCAGGAACAGCUUUCAUCAUUCCAAACAACAGCAACAAACAAAGCUAGCAAAACGGCGCAACACAGCAAGCUCUAGUUUCAAGCAUCCGUCAUCUGGUAAGAGGAGACGAAGGGCAAACUCUGAGAGUGACUCCGUCCUGCCAACCAACUUCCUUUUAGGUGGGAACAUUUUUGACCCCCUGAAUCUCAACAGCCUGCUGGAUGAGGAUGUCAAUAGGGCACUGAAUGCAGAGACGCCCAAAUCCUCCCCUCUUCCAGCAAAGAGUCGAGACCCAGUGGAGAUCCUUAUACCCAGGGACAUCACUGAUCCACUGAACCUUAACAGUGGGAUAGCAGACAGCAGCUUUUUAGUGUCCUCCUAUAGGAGCAGUGGCAGGAAGAGACACCGCAACAGACACCAUGGGGGAGGGGGAAGUGGAGGUGGCAUUUCCUCCACACAGAUCAAUAUCUCAGAAUCAGGAAAAGGUGAGGUUACAUCUGGCAGCUCCAUACUGCUUCCAGGUGCAUUGGCCUCAUGUUCUGCACUAGAUCUCUCCAAAGACUCAGACAGUUUCUCCAGUACCACAAAGGAAUCCCAUGAGCACUCAACUGACAAUUCUGCCAACUCUAAAGAAGAAAUGACAUCUGCAUCUAUUGAGGAUUCCACUUCCUCCAUAUUGGGAGGACCAAACCAUCAUACAAGCAGGCGCAAGCGCAGGCGCAACUCUGGCAAAAUGGAGCCUCCUGUAACCCAUUCUACUCCCAUUGGAAAGUCAGGGUCUGCUGAUAAGUGUUGUGCUACAGGGGGACAGAGAAACUCCCAGUCGUUCCACACCCCAAGGAGUGGUUCUAAGCACCAGCAGCACCACAACCAGGUGAAGGAGAACCAGAGGAAGUUCCAAUACGGGAACUACAACAAGUACUACGGCUACCGCAACCCAGGUGCUAGUGAAGAUUCAAGGGUGCGUUUGCUUCGUCCAGAAUGGUUUGAAGGUAAAGAGGUCCUGGAUUUGGGAUGCAACUCAGGCCAUCUAACACUUUAUAUUGCCAAAGUGCUAAAACCUGCCCGCAUAUUAGGCCUGGAUAUUGACGGCGGUCUCGUACAUGCAGCCCGAAAGAACAUCAGACAUUAUCUUUCUGAGCUGCAGACCCAAGAGGCCAGACGUGCUAUGCAGGAGAAAACAUGCACUGAACAGGAGGAGAGGAAUGGAAAUGAUAGUCACACUGGCACUGGAAAGAAGCACAAUGAAGCAGAGAACAGGAAUGAAAAUGGGAAACCAGAGAAAAAAGAAAGUGUCCUUGCAGCAGCUGUAAAUGACAAUGACUCCUGUCACACAGAUGAGGCAGGGACCCAGAGGCAAAGCUGCAAAACAGAGGAAAUGGAGCAGGAAGAUUGUGAUUCAGCCACCGCUGAUCACUCUGUGAGCUGCUCUUUUCCCAUGUCCCUGCGCAUCGCCAGGGGACCCAUCGCUGCACCUCCACUAACAGAAUCAUCCAGCCCACGGCCCGGAGAGUUCCCCUCAAAUGUGUCCUUCGUCAAGGCCAACUAUGUACUGGAGAACGAUACCCUGCUUAUGACUCAGCGGCCAGAGUAUGACGUGAUCCUUUGCCUGAGUGUUACCAAAUGGGUUCACCUGAACUGGGGAGACAGUGGCCUCAAGCGGCUCUUCAAGAGAGUCUACAGACACCUCCGUCCUGGAGGAAUGUUCAUCCUAGAGCCACAGCCGUGGAAGUCCUACGUGAGGAGGAAGAAGCUGACUGAUAAUAUCUGCAGGAAUUACCACAGCAUCCGCCUCAGACCUGACGAGUUCUCAUCAUACCUCACAACUGAGGUGGGCUUCACCAGUUUUGAGUUCCUUGGGGCCCCCAAAUGUUCAAUAAGAGGUUUUCAGAGGCCAAUCUACUUGUUUCACAAAUGACCGCUCCUGCCUUCAUGAUCGUUGAAUGUGAGUAUCCUAAAUACAAGCCACCCAGCCGCCCUGGACUGCAAGGAACUAUCGGGAAUCCUUAACAGUUACUCCAGCUUUUCACAUGCUGAAGAUCAAAUUCACAAUGGACAAAUGGGACCAGAAGUUUCAUUAAUUGCAUAAAGAUGGGAUCUGAUGACAACGGCACGUAUCAGAAUUUUCUUGGACAAUUCAUUUUUCAUUGACAUGGAACUCUUAAGAGGAGUCGGUAAUGUAUAACCCUAGCCAACGAUGGAGGAUAUGCUCAUCUGAACAGUUUCUUGGACUAUCUUAGCGCUAAUGAUGACCCAGUUUGACGGAUAGCCAUAACGUGUUUGAAUACCUGCUGCCAUUCAUCUCUACUUUCAUGACUUUAUUCUGUGAUUCCACGUUACCAUACAUUAUAUACAUAUUAGGGUUGUGAGAUCAGGAGUAAUGUUCCAGUGUGGCACCAUUGGGAAAUUGUCUCACUGCAAAACUGCUUCCCACAGACAUGGUCUCCGCUCACUGCAACACUUGAGUGCAGAGGAAGGACACUGCAGUCUGUGGGUAAAUGAAGUCCCAUAUUCUCAGGGCUUCAUAUCAAAUUAUGAUUUAAAUAGGAAUGCACACAAUUUUGCAGAUUUUAAAGCAGCCAAAUAGAGAGUCAAUCAGCCAUAGAGUCGUCAUAUCACAAAUAGCUGAUGUGCAGUUUUUGUCCUAUCUCCCAACCCAAAUAUGCAGUGUACUUGUCAUUACUUUGCAAAAUAGGCCCAAGAGUUGCAUAACUGUUAAAACUCCAUAUUGUGUUAUUGAUGACCUGUGGAAAAUGGUUGGAUUAAGAGAAGAAUAUAUUCAUGACCAAUUAGAAAUGUGCACCCAAAACAACCAAAAUGAUAAAAUAUCCUGUGAAAUGCUGCAAUUUUAUUGUAUGUUGUUUCAGUGUUUUUGUGAAUUUGUAAAGGUAAUGAUGGGCAAAUUGGUAAACCAGUCACCAUAGUCAGAACCACUCUUGUUAUGGACCAUAUUAUGGCACAUUUCCACCUGCUCAACUCGACUCAGCACGGCACGGCUAUUUUGCAUUUCCACUAGCGAUAGCACCUGCUCUGGCGAGGCUCCAAGUAGGUACUACUUUGUAGUGGAAAACCAACCUUAUCCACACUGUGCUGUGGCGAGGUGAGCCGGGACCAUAGGUGGAAGAGGUUUAGAUUCUGUCACUUUGAGAUCCAGUGUGGAAUAAUUAGUGGGAAUUAGUGACAUCUAAUGGUGAGAGUGCAACAAAGGGAUGUUUCCUCCUUCUUGGUUAUUGAUUUAUGCUUCAGAUUUAUGUGGGCGGAGACAUUCUUCCUUUCUUCAUUGUAUAAAGCUUCCUCUUCACAAUUCAAAAUGCACGUCCAUUUGGGCAACUGUAGAGACACGGUGGCACAAGAUGGUGCUUCCAUAAAGUUUGACCUUGAGUUUUUUCGUCUUUUGUAGCUUAUCCUAAGGCUACAAAAGACAAAACUUUUUCUCUUUUAUAGUGAAAGUGACACGCCAUAGACAAACAGACGUGAGGGUAGUAUAUUCUGUAAUCACAUUUUUUACAUGACGGUAAUAAUAAAAAUGGCAACAUCAUAGAAAGACUUCUUGAGUUCCUCUUUAAGACGUUCUACAAGUAUAGUAAGAUUUGGAAAAGAAAACUUUGUGAAUCGUCUCAAAAUUGACAUCAGCUACAAUUUUAAACUUGAAAAAUUCAUGUUUAAUAAAAUAAAUAAAAUAAAGUCUUUUGGCUGUUUUGGGUGUAACUCUGUAAGCAAAAGAGCAUUUCAUGGGUUCUUCAUUCCAAGAAUGAUUCAACACAGAGAUGGCGAGGACUAUUUUGCAAAGUAGACCUGUGGCAUGCAGUUGUCUGUUUCCUUUUUUUAACUGACAGUUAAGCCAUACUCCUACUCGCGUGUUGUUUACAAUACCCUCCACCAGGUUCUGACUGAGAAUAUAAUUGAGAGUAAAAUUCAAGGUCAACGACCAUGAACAGAGAGCUGCUACGGUGUCUUCAGUGCUGUUUAAAUGUGGAGUCUGUUCAUCACUGCUGGACACACAUUAAUUCAAACAGCAUGAGAAUCAAUUAUUACCAUGUUGUGUUUUUUAACGUCUGUGAGAUUAAACAAAGAUGACAGUUCAAUGACUGGAGUCUAUCAUAGUGACUUCUUUUUUCUUUUACCAAAUUUGAACAUUAGUAUGCUGUUUGGAUUAAAGUGCUGCCAGAAUAAUUUAUGGGUCUUUUGCUCUUGAAUUGGACAAUAUUUCAUCAGUCUAAUGAGGAUAUGUACGAGUUGCAGGGCAUCGCUGUUUGCGAUUGUAUCUUAAUUGGUGUGCACUGAGCUCCACUCACCUACAAUGCUUUUAUUUGACUUGGCGAGGACUGAAAAUCUUUCUUUUUUUUGUGACUGAUGACAUUUGGCACACAAGGUCAUGAGAGGAUGGCGAUGUAUGUUUCUAUUUUAGUAUGAGAUCAAUGUAAAGGAGUUUAAAGGUUUUUGUUUUACUGUUGUUAAUAUUUAGUUCAUGACUGCUUUUGUCAUUUCUUUUUCCAGUGGAUUUGUUUUUGUUAUGUUUUCAAACGUUUGUUGCCAAUCUGCGAGUAAGUCACAGGUCAGAGUUUUUGUCUGCUGAAACAGAUCAGUAAUUCAGUUCUGGAACAACACAUGUGCAAAGUAUGUGCAUCGCAGAGUUCUGAUGUGUUUGCUUUUUUCUGUCCUGGCAGGCACAUGCAUUGUUAAAUUAGCUUUUUUGUUUUUAUUUGAAAAGACUGUUUGUGUUGAUGCACUUUCAUUUCACCUUGUUUGACAUGUGCGACUUUUUAAAAAAACAUUCUUAAAGAUUCAGAUUUGCAUAUGUUUUUCUGUCUGACUUUUUAUUACAAAUUGUGGGACACUAAUUAACCUAUGAAAAUGAAGCCUCAGGUUACGCUUUGAAUUGAAAGUGAAUUAGCCGCAGCCUCCGUUGUCCCAACAGACACAGCCCCUAAUCACACCUUUCUCCUAAGCUACGACAAUCUGAUUCUUAGGCUUCGAUCAGCCCACUGCUGUUAUUUUAAGGGCAUUUUCCUUCUUUGCAUUAACAAUAUUUUCUUUUUAGUAGGUUAAACAAUAAGCAUUUUUGUUUGAACUGGUUAAAAGCUCAUUUGUGUUUUUGCCACUAAUGUUAAAGAUUGCACCUUACUGUCUCAGCAGCCUACUCAGAACCAUGUGAGCCUGACUUGUGAGUCCAGGCAUUAAAGCUAAAGCAUGUCUUUUGGAGGUGUGAAAUUACAUGUUGUGUAUCGUGUGCUGUAUAAACAUUUUGUACUUCCCUUGAAGUCUUGCACAAAGUUGUGCUUAUUACAGAAAAAAAUUAAACUCCCCUUGUAUCAACAGGAUUUAAUGCCAGUGAGAAAUGGCACUGUUUCUAUUUCAUGUUCCGUGACGGUCAGAUUUCUUAUUCAGGUUAUAGUUUACUGUAAUUAAAGAGUCAAUUUGAUUAGAUAAAUUACAAUGAAAGCACAGUUUAUUGUAUUUUUUUAUUAUGUGUGUAUAUAAUAUUUACAAUUUGAAGACGGGGACCCAUUUAAGAAAAUAAUAAUAAUUAAAUGCACUAUUAUAUUAUCUGGCAUUUAAUUGAUUUUUAAAAAAAGCUGCUCUGGAUUCUAUGUCAUGCUGAGUUAUGCCAAAGAUAGUAAAAGUCACAUCCUGCAGCUGCUUAAAUUUUCUAAAUUCUAACUCCUAUAUCCUAAAAUCAUAUGCAUUUCCUUAGAAGCUACAACCUGAUUAUAAGAUUACAUCAGCCUUCACAAAUAAAUCUUAAGUAUUUAUCAACUAUUGUCGACCUGAGGCUCAUUAUGAGAGGUUUCAUUCCAUGAAGGUUCAUAAUCGGGUCAAACGGGAUAAUAUGCAGGACAACAAAUGCAAAAAUUCAAGGGGUGCAGGGUUUUCAAUGGCACUAAAAUCCACCUCUUCAUGUUGAAUUUGCACUGAUGUGACUGGAGGGAAUUAAACAAGUUAAGCAAA
This is a messenger RNA of Solea senegalensis (Senegalese sole), 6499 nucleotides long. RefSeq names its product methylphosphate capping enzyme a (gene mepcea). The coding region runs from base 303 to 2468 and encodes 721 amino acids. The transcript has 5 exons. Gene Ontology annotation, molecular function: O-methyltransferase activity; snRNA binding; RNA methyltransferase activity. NCBI's taxonomy places the organism in Eukaryota, Metazoa, Chordata, Actinopteri, Pleuronectiformes, Soleidae. The record is from RefSeq and is a predicted model, not a curated record. Gene Ontology annotation, biological process: snRNA modification.